Molecule: messenger RNA, 777 nt
Organism: Adineta steineri
Lineage: Eukaryota; Metazoa; Rotifera; Eurotatoria; Adinetida; Adinetidae
Source: the annotation of a GenBank genome assembly
AUGAUUUCUAAUUGCGAUUGUAUUAAUAUAACUCAAGAUAAAAAAACAAAUGUAUUUUAUAAUUUUAAUGGUAUUAAAAAUCAAGAAGAAAAUAAGGAGAUUUUAAUAUUAACUGAAUCAAAUGUUGAUCAAUAUGACUUGCAUAAUGGAAAUCGUCGACAAAAUAUCUCUGAUGAUAAUGCACUUCGUGAAAAUGAUACUCAAACUGUACAUGAUAAUCGUCUUAAAACGAUGACUUCAUUUUAUAAAGAUAUAUUGAUUAGUAUUGGAGAAGAUCCUACACGUGAAGGUUUAUUAAAAACACCAAAACGAGCUGCUGAAGCGAUGUUAUUUUUUACCAAAGGUUAUGAACAAUGUGUAAGUGAUGUAUUAAAUGAUGCUAUAUUUGAAGAAAAAUGUGAAAAUAUGGUUAUUGUUAAAGAUAUUGAUAUUUAUUCAUUAUGUGAACAUCAUUUAGUACCGUUUUUUGGUAAAGUUUCUGUUGGUUAUUUACCCAAUGCAAAAGUAAUUGGAUUAAGUAAAAUAGCUAGAAUUGUUGAAGUAUAUAGUCGUCGUCUUCAAGUUCAAGAACGUUUAACUCGACAAAUAGCUGAAGCUAUUCAAGAAGCAGUUCAACCACGAGGUGUCGCUGUUAUUAUUGAAUGCGCGCAUAUGUGUAUGGUUAUGCGUGGUGCUCAAAAAGUCAAUUCACGUACAACAACAUCGGCUAUGCUUGGAGUUUUUCGUGACGAUCAUAAAUCACGCGAAGAAUUUUUAUCACUCGCACGAUUUACUUAA